AUGCGUAGCAGUCUUAAACCCACAACCGUUCGCAUCAAAACAACGUCGAGUCCCACCCUUCCUAGUCAUUCGGUUCGGUCAAAUCAAUUUACUUCUCUCCAGUUCAACCACAUUCCUACGGGAAAUCCCCAUACCUUCAGCCAAAACAAAGGGUGUUUUUGCUGCGGGUCGCCCUUUAAUUCCUUUUUUUUUUCUCCGACCCAUAGAGCCCUGAAGUGCACGAGUUUCAUUGCCCUUCCCACCCCCCCAAACGCUGACCUCAUCGUCAACUUCCUACAAUCCGUGGAUUUUCUACCUACAACUCCUCUUGCUCUUUUCUACCCUUUCUCCCCUCUAUCUCAAGGUCUUAAACGUCAUUGA
Molecule: messenger RNA, 360 nt
Organism: Penicillium expansum
Lineage: Eukaryota; Fungi; Ascomycota; Eurotiomycetes; Eurotiales; Aspergillaceae
Exons: 1
Coding region: 1-360 (119 amino acids)
Source: RefSeq, a predicted model, not a curated record